GACACUGCGGAAAACAUGACGACACCGUGCACAAAUAUCCAAGUAGAGACCAGCCGAGAGAGUGUGGAGGUCAGCUGGCCUUUACCUGUGUUUAACGUGACGUCAGAAGGUGUUAUUGGCCGGUGUGACCGGGACCCGGGCAGCCGGUUCUUCUGGGGGACAGUCUGGGUCAGGUGUUGGGUCGAGGGCCACACCGGGAGCGAGGCGGAAUGUCACUUUACCGUCACAGUCAGGCCAUCUAAAUGCCCGAUGUGGAGUCCUCCAAAAAACGGCGCGCUGGCGUGUGACCGGUGGCUGUUUGGCCAGUUCUGUAUGGUUUUCUGUUACGAAGAGUUCGAGUUCGAUUCUCAACCUGCCCAACUGUACAUCUGCGGUGCCUCUGGCUUGUGGUCAACGACUUCUACUAAAACUUCAGUGAGAUGGCCUGACUGUUUGGAAUUGCGGAGUUACAAAAUGCAACACAGAGGAAUAGAACAACAAUACUUUGCUGACGACGUCCUAACAGAAGAGCAGAACGCCACGAGAUCCGUACAGCAAAAUUUCGUGGACGUCUUUGAAGGAACGGCCUUUGGGGAGCAGGGAGGUUGCGCCGGCAACAGUGACUGUAGACCGGACAAUGUGGCGGUGUUCUGGGGUGACUCUGUCGAAGUGACUCCUCCCCCAACCACAACCAGUAUUGUAACAUCCACUCAGAUGAUGCAGACUAACACGACAUACGUAUACGAUGCAGGACCUGAACUAUUGACGAUCAAAGAGAGACUUGUCGUAAUAGUCAGCGGUUUGGCUGGUGUGUUGUUACUGUUUGGAGCCUGCUGUAUCCCCUAUUGCAGAAAACGACGGAGACGCAACCACGAACCAAAACCUACUGGACAAGAGUUAAAGGUGAUGCUGCCAUAGGGUCAUGAGUGCCAGUAACUGUGAAAUUUGCUGACGAAGUAGCCAUCAUUGGUCCAAAUUAUGGAUUCUUUGCAUACAUGUAUACAUGUGCACAUAUACUGUAUAUUUGACACUGCAAGUAACUUAUAAAUAUCACUAACGCUUUAUCUAUGUCAAUAUUGAAUGAGCAAUGUGGUCAAUACCAGCAUUUGUUUUCACAUAAAGAAAACUGAUUGGUGGUCAGCUAUGAUGGAAUGUAUUGCAUCACCAGUGGACUUCGCCAUCUUACUCCAGUUUGUAAUACACAGUACUAGUAAUCUAAUACAGUAUGUUUGCUGUUUUACAGCUAUACAUGUCAUAUUUUGUACCUUGUAGAACUCUUGUGCAAUAAAGUUCAUCAUAGA
Branchiostoma belcheri (Belcher's lancelet) is the source of this 1280-nucleotide messenger RNA. RefSeq lists its product as uncharacterized. The coding region runs from base 16 to 897 and encodes 293 amino acids. NCBI's taxonomy places the organism in Eukaryota, Metazoa, Chordata, Leptocardii, Amphioxiformes, Branchiostomatidae. The record is from RefSeq and is a predicted model, not a curated record. The transcript has 6 exons.